CGCCUCGUAUAGACAAGGGGGAUGAGGAAGUGAGGACGACAAUUCGGGAUACGGGCAAGGGACAGGCACGAACCACUGAAUAUUUGCCAAGGCAACCUGGCGUGCAGUACAAAUCGUUUGAAGAGAUUAAGGCCGAAUGCGUCAGAACUGGUAAACUCUGGGAGGAUCCAGAUUUUCCGGCAGUAGCGAGUUCCAUGUUCUUCCGGAAGCCCCCAUCUGGCUGGCCCAACAUUCAGUGGAAGAGACCACACGAAAUCAGUUCAAAUCCUGAGCUGUUCGUGGCCGGCGGAAGUAGGAUGGAUGUCAUCCAGGGAGUGCUGGGAGAUUGUUGGCUAUUGGCUGCCAUAGCCUGCCUCACGACCAAUGAGCAAUUGCUUCACAAAGUAGUCCUACCCGACCAAUCAUUCAGCCAGAAUUAUGGAGGCAUUUUCCGUUUCCGGUUCUGGCAGUACGGGAGGUGGGUGGAGGUGUUCAUAGACGACCGCUUGCCCUGCCAGGGCAACAAACUCAUCUACAUGCACUCCGAAGAGAGGAAUGAAUUCUGGAGUGCACUACUCGAAAAAGCAUACGCCAAGCUAUGUGGGUCUUACGAGUCUCUGAGUGGCGGUCUGACCAGUGAAGCCCUCACUGAUUUUACAGGGGGGGUUGUGGAGAGAUAUGAGUUAAGGGACAAAGCCCCGUCUGAUCUCUUCAUGAUCAUGGAGAGAGCCUCCAGGAAAGGUGCGCUCAUGGGCUGCUCCAUCGACGCUGAAGAAAGUCAAAUGGAGGCUAAACUGACCAACGGCCUAAUCAUUGGCCACGCCUACUCAAUCACUGCGGUCAAGCAGGUGAAAGUUCGAACAUCCAAUCAGGAGGGGGCGAUACCAUUACUGAGAGUUAGGAACCCCUGGGGGGAUAGUCACGAAUGGAAGGGGGCAUGGAGCGAUGGGUCCCAGGAAUGGCAGUUGGUUCCGCAAGAUGAGAAGAGGGCCCUGGGGCUGACAUUCGAACAUGACGGAGAGUUCUGGAUGAGUUACAAAGACUUCGUUCGAAACUUCGAGAAACUUGAAAUCUGCUUUCUCGGCCCGGACAGUUUGAACGAACACGAAGAAAAGACCGGAAAGAGGAAGUGGGAGGGCAUCCUGUUUGAGGGCUCUUGGAGGAAAAGGGUCAACGCCGGGGGGUGCAGAAACUAUAUUGCUUCUUUUUGGACGAACCCACAGUACAGAGUGAACGUGGCAAUGGCCGAUGAGAAUUCAUAUGACGGAAAAGGCACCAUCCUGGUGGGCGUCAUGCAGAAGGAGAGGAGGAGGAUGAAAAAAGAAGGAGUGGACCUCCUCACUAUAGGAUACGCCGUCUAUAAAGCGCCUCAAUAUGUAACGGGAACCUUGGAUCGGAGAUUUUUUGAGACCAAUGCAGCCGCUGCCAAGUCUUCCGUCUUCAGCAAUCUGCGGGAGGUCUCGGACCACCACAGGCUACCACCGGGCGACUUCAUCGUCGUGCCCUCGACCUUUGAACCGAACGACGAGGGCGAUUUUAUAUUGAGGAUCUUCAGUGAGAGGGAGUAUAAAGGAUCAGAACUUGACGAUACGAGCGGAGUCGUCGAUAAGGAUGCGGCUAACAUCCCAAAAACUCCGGAAGACAAGGCGAGCAAGGAUAGGGCGAAGCAAGGUUUCCUAAAUUUAGCCGGAUCCGACGGAGAGAUAGAUGCUUUUGAAUUGCAAUCCAUCCUCAAUCAAUAUUUUAUGAAAGAGUUUGACUUCAAAGGCUUCAGCAUCGAUCUGACGAGAAGUAUGGUGGCCAUGAGAGAUUUUGAUUUCUCUGGCAAGCUGGGCUUCGAAGACUUCAAGGCGCUGUGGACCGAUCUGACGAUAUGCAAGAGGGCGUUCAAGUUGGCUGACCUUGAGAAUACGGGUUGCUUCAACAGUUUCGACUUCAAGACCGUCCUAACUAAUGUCGCGUGCCAAUCAAAAUGCGGCAUUCCAGGAAUGCGAAUCAGUAACGCCACCUUGAACGCUAUCAUUGUGAGGUACAGCGAUAGAGAGGGCAAAGUACGAUUCGACAACUUUGUAGCCUGCUACGUUAAGCUGAAGACACUAUUUGAUACUUUCACAAAGAAAGAUCCAAAUAACCAAGGCAAGGCGAACUUUUCCACCGAAGAGUUCAUCGUUAUGGCUCUCUACUCGUAAGACAAAAACGGCUUGAUGGAUGAAAGGAAGAACCGUGAAUGAUCAAUGAAAGAAAGAAAGAAAAUCAUGAUCAUGAUUUAUUUUUUUUAUGAUUUUAUAAUUUUAAUUACUCAUUUGUUCACUAUUAAAAAUGCUGAUGGCGUGAUGAUUAUGAUGGUGACGAUGAUGGUAUUGAUUUCAAUGAGGAUGAUGAUGAUGACGUCGAGGUUGAUGAUGAUAUAUUUUUGAAGCUAUUCAUAACUGGCCUUCGAAAUCUCUAAAUUUUUUUUAAAUCUGAAAUAUUGUAAAUAAACAAAUAAACCCAGCAUAGAUGAAUAAUAAUUAGAAUUUUAUUUCUUUAAAUUUUAAUUAUUAUUCUUUGUUAAUAUUCAUCUUUGUUUUUUCAUGGGGUUUUUACUUCUUAAUUUUUUAACCUGUUUUCUGUUCUUUGUUUAGAUAAUUUAUAAACGUUUUAUUAAAUUGUAAUAUAGCAUAUUAACAUACAUGGGCAACAAACAUAGAACUCUCUCUCUCUCUCUCUCUCUCUCUCUCUUAUAUAUAUAUAUAUAUAUAUAUAUAUAUAUAUUCAAUGAUAUUUACGAUGAUAAUAUUAAUAAACGAUUUAAUACUGAUAACAACAUAAUAAUAAUGAUGAUGAUGAUGAUGACGACAAGAUAGAUAAUAAUAUUAUAUUAAUAAUAUUAAUGAUUAUAUUAAUUAUAAUUAUAUAUAAUUAUAUUAUAUAAUAUUAAUGAUAAUA
Helobdella robusta is the source of this 2907-nucleotide messenger RNA. RefSeq lists its product as hypothetical. The transcript is spliced from 31 exons. Gene Ontology annotation, cellular component: cytoplasm. Gene Ontology annotation, biological process: proteolysis. Gene Ontology annotation, molecular function: calcium-dependent cysteine-type endopeptidase activity. Bases 195 to 2168 code for a protein of 657 amino acids. The record is from RefSeq and is a predicted model, not a curated record. NCBI's taxonomy places the organism in Eukaryota, Metazoa, Annelida, Clitellata, Rhynchobdellida, Glossiphoniidae.